CUGCAAAACAUGAAGACCGUUUAUUUAAGGAUUUAUUUGAAGACUACGAAAGGUGGGUUCGUCCUGUGGAACGCCUGAGUGACAAAAUAAAGAUCAAGUUUGGCCUUGCAAUAUCUCAGUUGGUGGACGUGGAUGAGAAAAACCAGCUAAUGACAACAAACGUCUGGUUGAAACAGGAAUGGAUAGAUGUAAAAUUAAGAUGGAAUCCUGAUGACUAUGGUGGAAUAAAAAUUAUACGCGUCCCAUCAGACUCUCUGUGGAUCCCAGACAUCGUUUUGUUUGACAAUGCAGAUGGACGUUUUGAAGGGGCCAGCACGAAGACGAUUGUCAAGUACAAUGGCACCGUCACCUGGACACAACCAGCAAACUACAAAAGUUCCUGUACUAUCGAUGUCACGUUUUUCCCAUUCGAUCUCCAGAAUUGUUCCAUGAAAUUCGGCUCUUGGACGUAUGAUGGAUCCCAGGUUGAUAUAAUCCUAGAGGACCAAAAUGUAGACAGAACCGACUUUUUUGACAACGGAGAAUGGGAAAUCAUGAGUGCCGUGGGGAUCAAAGGGAACAGAACGGACAGCUGCUGUUGGUACCCUUACGUCACGUACUCUUUUGUGAUUAAGCGGCUGCCUCUCUUCUAUACCUUAUUUCUCAUUAUCCCCUGCAUUGGGCUCUCAUUUCUGACUGUGGUCGUCUUCUAUCUCCCGUCAAACGAAGGUGAAAAGAUCAGCCUGUGCACGUCAGUGCUCGUCUCUCUGACCGUCUUCCUUCUGGUUAUUGAAGAGAUCAUACCCUCGUCGUCCAAAGUCAUACCUCUGAUUGGGGAGUACUUGGUGUUUACCAUGAUUUUUGUGACACUCUCCAUUAUGGUGACUGUCUUUGCCAUCAACAUCCACCACCGCUCUUCCUCAACACACAAUGCUAUGGCACCGUGGGUCCGUAAGAUAUUUCUUCACAAGCUCCCCAAACUGCUCUGCAUGAGAAGUCAUGUCGACAGGUACUUCACUCAGAGGGAAGAAACCGAGGAUGGCAGUGGACCGAAGUCUAGGAACACCUUGGAAGCUGCGCUCGGCUGCAUCCGCUACAUCACGAGACAUGUCAGGAAGGAGAACGACGUCCGAGAGGUUGUUGAAGACUGGAAAUUCAUAGCACAAGUUCUUGACCGGAUGUUUCUGUGGACUUUUCUUCUGGUUUCGGUCAUUGGGACUCUGGGGCUUUUUGUUCCUGUUAUUUAUAAAUGGGCCAAUAUCAUAGUCCCGGUUCACAUCGGAAAUACAAUUAAGUGAAGCCAAGAAAUUACUAUGGGUUUAGUGAGCAACCACACAUCUCUUAGGACAUGUAUACAGUUAUGAAAAUGUGAAAUUAUUUUCAAUUUGAUAUAGGCUGUAACAGAUUAGUAAUUUCUAACCUGGCUUAAUAUUGUCCAUUAGAACUGAAGUAAUAACUGCAGGUAGCAACAGAACAUUGUCCAGCUGCACUGGUGAACGCCUACUAAUGUGGAAUCCAUGCAGAAGUUCCUCUUUGGAGGUUGGCAAAUACAGUUAUAGUUGAAGACUGUUUAGAACUUUUUCCAAAUUUAGUAAAAGCUUAUAAUUGUGUGGUUUUGUAUUUUCAGAAUGGGCCUUCUUAAAUUAUCCAGGCUGGCCUCAAACUCCUGGACUCCAGUGAACCUCCUGUCUCAGCAUCCUGAGUAGCCGGGACUAUGGGUGUGGUCCACCCUGCCCAACUCAUAUAUAUAUUUUAAAAUUCUAUCUGUUCUGUAUUCAUGGAUGUGUGAUACAUAAUACUUCUAUAUGAAUUAAGCCAAUUACUUGGUUUAAUAAUGGCUUAAUGUCUUAGUUAAUAUUGCUGUGAAGAGACACCAUGACC
This is a messenger RNA of Microtus ochrogaster (prairie vole), 1860 nucleotides long. RefSeq names its product cholinergic receptor nicotinic alpha 5 subunit (gene Chrna5). The record is from RefSeq and is a predicted model, not a curated record. The transcript has 5 exons. Lineage: Eukaryota; Metazoa; Chordata; Mammalia; Rodentia; Cricetidae. Gene Ontology annotation, molecular function: acetylcholine-gated monoatomic cation-selective channel activity; transmembrane signaling receptor activity. Gene Ontology annotation, cellular component: postsynaptic membrane. The coding region runs from base 150 to 1277 and encodes 375 amino acids. Gene Ontology annotation, biological process: monoatomic ion transmembrane transport.